Molecule: messenger RNA, 2242 nt
Organism: Phodopus roborovskii (desert hamster)
Lineage: Eukaryota; Metazoa; Chordata; Mammalia; Rodentia; Cricetidae
Gene: Tbc1d17
Product: TBC1 domain family member 17
Exons: 17
Coding region: 83-2083 (666 amino acids)
Biological process (GO): activation of GTPase activity
Molecular function (GO): GTPase activator activity
Source: RefSeq, a predicted model, not a curated record
ACUGAUGGUUUCACCCACUGCAGCUCUACGACUUUAGGGGCGCUACCAUUAUCUGGCCUGAAAGGGAGGGUUCUUUCCGGAUAUGACACCACAUUGGCCCGGAAAAGGAGGAGAUCGGGGCAGUGGAACCUCCGCGGUGGCUAUGGAAGGAUCCAGCUACAGGGUGGUAUUUGAGAAGGGAGGUGUGUACCUGCACACCAGUGCUAGGAAGCACCAGGACCCGGACUCUCUCAUCGCGGGUGUCCUCCGUGUGGUGGAGAAGGACAGCGACGUCCUUCUGCACUGGGCUCCGGUGGAGGAGGCUGGAGACCCUUCCCAGAUCCUCUUCUCCAAGAAGGACUCAAGUGAGCCCAGCACCACAGACGAGGAGCCUACCUUUGACCCAGGGUAUGAACCUGACUGGGCUGUCAUUAGCACAGUGCGACCACGGCCCCACCCAGCCGAGCCCAGGGGAGGUGCAGAGCCCAGCUGCCCCCGGAGCUCCUGGGCCUUCACCGUGAGCCUGGGGGAGCUCAAGUCCAUCCGCAGGUCCAAGCCAGGCCUCAGCUGGGCCUACCUGGUCCUGGUGACGCAGGCUGGGGGCUCCCUGCCUGCCUUGCACUUCCACAGAGGAGGUACCCGAGCCUUGCUGCGGGUCCUCAGCCGCUACCUGCUGUUGGCCAGCUCUCCGCAGGACCCCCGCCUCUACUUGGUCUUCCCCCACGACUCCUCUGCCCUCUCCACCUCCUUCCAUCACCUGCAGCUCUUUGACCAGGACAGUUCCAAUGUGGUGUCACGCUUCCUCCAGGAUCCCUACUCCACCACCUUCAGUAGCUUCUCUCGAGUGACCAACUUCUUCCGGGGAGCCCUACAGCCGCACCCUGAGGGAGGCUCCUCCCCUGACCUCCCUCUGCUGCCAGACGAUGAGCCAGAGCCUGGCUUCGAGGUCAUCUCCUGCGUGGAACUGGGGCAGCGUCCCACAGUGCAGCGGGCUCCUCCAGUCACGGAGGAAGAAUGGAGCCGCCAUGUGGGUCCCGAUGGUCGCCUGCAGAAUAUCCCUGAGUUGAAAAGCCGGAUCUUCUCAGGGGGUCUCAGCCCUGGCCUGCGGCGGGAGGCUUGGAAGUUCCUCCUGGGGUACCUUAGCUGGGAGGGCUCAGCUGAAGAACACAGAGUGCACGUAGGGAAGAAAACGGAUGAGUACUUCCGGAUGAAGCUGCAGUGGAAGUCUGUGAGUGCUGAGCAGGAGCGGAGGAACUCCCUGCUGCACGGAUACCGCAGCCUCAUUGAGAGAGACGUGAGCCGCACCGAUAGGACUAACAAAUUCUACGAAGGCCCUGAGAACCCAGGGCUGGGGCUGCUCAACGACAUCCUCUUAACCUACUGCAUGUACCACUUCGACCUGGGCUACGUCCAGGGCAUGAGUGACCUCCUGUCCCCAAUCCUCUUCGUUGUUCAGAACGAAGUGGAUGCCUUCUGGUGUUUCUGUGGCUUCAUGGAACUUGUGCAUGGGAACUUUGAAGAGAGUCAGGAGACUAUGCAGCGGCAGCUGGGGCAGCUCCUGCUGCUUCUUCGCGUACUGGAUCAGCCACUCUGUGAUUUCCUGGAUUCCCAGGACUCGGGUUCCCUGUGCUUCUGCUUCCGGUGGCUGCUCAUCUGGUUCAAGAGGGAAUUUCCCUUCCCCGAUGUCCUUCGGUUGUGGGAGGUGCUGUGGACUGGGCUUCCUGGCCCCAACCUGCACCUGCUGGUGGCCUGUGCCAUCUUGGACAUGGAGCGGGACACGCUAAUGCUGUCUGGCUUUGGCUCCAACGAAAUCCUUAAGCACAUCAACGAGCUGACCAUGAAGUUGAGUGUGGAAGACGUGCUGACGCGGGCAGAGGCCCUGUACAGGCAGCUGACUGCCUGCCCAGAGCUGCCACACAACGUGCAGGAAGUCCUGGGGCUGGCGCAGCCGGAAGAGCCCAGUAGCCCAUCUCCACCCAUGUCGCCGCUGCCGCUGUCCACUCGGGCCCCACCGUCCCCAAUGCCACGGCGUGAGGACGUGGUGGCCCAGCCUGACAGCAGCCUGGAGAUCUUGCCUGAGGACGAGGAUGGCACAGACUCCUAGCCCCUUGAACCUGAUCAGUUCCCGCAGAUUGCCAGGUCCUGAGGCCCACUGCACCAGGAGCCUUUAAGUCUGCCCGUGCAGUGGAGAGGGUCCUCUUGGAGGUCUUCAGAACCCUCCCACCAGCUGCCAGUGUGAGGCAAUAAACCGUUCUUGUUUUGA